CACAUACUCACUCACUCACUCACUCACGCACGUACGCACCCCUCGCUUCUUUUUGAGCGAAGGCGAACACCUGUUCGCUUGGUUGUGGUUUGGCCGGACCCCCACUUCCGGCCGAAUUGAGGAGAUCCAACUUUCCGAGAGCCAUCGCUUUGUCCACUACUCGUCUUUCGUAGUACCGAAUCAAAGUGCGAGCCUGCUGUUUCGUUUACGAGGAAUAUCUUACGUUAUCGUUCCUUCGAUCGAAUAGUGCGUGAUUUGAAGAAGACAAUACAAUAUCUUAUCUAUUUUAUCGAUCGAUCAUUUUCAUCGUCUAUUAUUUAUCGUGAUCAAUUUUUCUAGAUUUUUUUUUAGGAAAAAAGAACGAACAAAUUUGCAAGGAAAGUGAUCCUAGCUAUAUAUGUGUGUGUAUGUGUGAGACAAAGGACAGGUGCAUCGUAGAAAACAGGUGGAUUAUUAGGUCCUAUUUAUUUUGUUCUUACUUGAGUUACCUCAGAGUUCUAUGAUUGAUGGCUAAUACGGUUCCGGAGAUAAACGGCGUUCGUGAUGCAUCAGGCAAGAUCCGAGCCGGUGGAUUAUGACAUUGAGUCGCUAUGGGGACCAGCUUACAAAAGAUCGUGCCUCUUCUUUCCUGCAUGCUCCAAUUUAUUGCCGGACAAUUGAUCCGAGACACGAGAUGUUUUUUGGAAAACGGUGCAACGGCGGCUCAUCUCUUUGUCAACGAGGAUCACGCAGUUGGCGAUAUCGUCGGCGUUCUUGGUGUCUUGGGAGAUCCAGGACCACACGGAGACAUUAAGUUGAGACUUCAAGAACUUGAUAGUCCUGUCGAGUUUUCACCUUAUUCGAAAAAUUUAACAUUAACUAGACCACUGGAUAAAGAAGGUGUUGAUGGACCUGCCAGCGUUUACGUUAACGUUAUUUGCGAAAGAAAACGUACUUUAGAUCCCGGUUUCGUGAUACCAGUUAAUAUUCGCGUGACUGAUGCCAAUGAUAAUGCGCCUCAAUUCGUGAACGCUCCUUACGUAUUGAAUAUUUCUGAGGUCACGGUCGUUGGCACAAGAGUAUUGCAGGGUGUCCGAGCAGUGGAUGCAGAUCAACCAGGGCCUUAUUCUACCGUGCAAUAUGCCGUUUUACCGGGACCUCAUUCGGAAUAUUUCGUUUUUGUGAAUGCGUUAGAAGGCACGUUAGUAUUAAGAAAACCUUUGGAUUACGAAGCUCUUACAAAUUUCUCCAUUGAUAUUCGAGCACAAGAUCAAGGUAAUCCUCCACGAUCCUCGACCACGACGUUAUACGUGAACGUCAUCGAUGCCGAUGAUCAAAAUCCUUCGUUUCUCAAUGAUCAGUACAAAGUCAAACUUCCUUCGCAAAUUAAAACGAGAACAGUUUUGAAAGUGGAGCCAGCAUCGAUAAAGGCUGUUGAUCAAGACGUUGGUAUAAAUGCUCCUGUUAGAUAUACCAUUCAAGGAGGAAUUUUACCUUUUCUUCUUUUAAAUCCUGACACUGCCGAAAUAGUUAUUAUACGAUCGUUGCAAGAAAAUGAACUCUUGUCGCCUGCUACGAUCGUCGUUAAAGCUACUCAGAUAGACAAUCCUGAUAGAUAUGCAUUGGCGACUAUCGUUGUAUCUCGAGAGGAUACUUAUGGAACAGGUCCUACUGCAGGUGGCCGAGUACCUACGAAGUUCACGCUAAAAGAUUAUCAAAUAAAAAUUCCGGAGAAUACACCGCCUGGUAGCGUUAUUCUAACUAUGAGCGUCAAUAGAGCUGAUUCUCUAUUAAGAUUUUGGCUUGUUGGAGCAGUUGAAGAUUUGGAAAGGUUCUCCGUAACUCCUUCUGGCGAAUUAAUUUUGAAGGGUACUCUUGAUUAUGAGAAAAGAACUCAACAUAGUUUUCUAGUUCAAGUUACUGAUGGUUACUUUAACGAUACAUCCAGAGUCAAUGUAUCGAUUGAGGAUGUGAAUGAAUGGGAACCACGAUUUCGACAUCCCAGAUAUGAAUUCCAUGCUCGUUCUUUAAAAGAAGGAUCUAUUGUCGGAAGAUUGGAAGCCGCGGAUGGCGACAGAGACGAUAUGAUUCGAUUGUCUUUAAGAGGUCCAGAUGCAAGGUCAUUUGAAAUACAUGACAAUGGUGAGUUGAUUUUAAGAUCUGUGAAUACCAUAAAUGGUUCAAUGGCUCGUUUAGUAGCAGUUGUUUCGGAUUCAGGACGUCCUCCAAGAUCGAGCAUGGUACCUGUAAUAGUUCAUAUACCGAACGGUGCCUCCUUACCCGUAGCAGCAAGGGCUGCACCUGCUUGGUUGGGAAGCAGUGUUCUUUUAGUAGCAGUUUUUGGAGCUGUUUUAGGACUACUUGGAGUUGUUAUACUUAUUCUUAUUCUUUACAUAUAUAAACACAAAGGGAGCAAAAGUGGUGGAUCUGUAAGUUCCGUUGGAACCGGAUAUCGCGAGAAAUCGCCGGUGCCAUCAGCUUUAAGUCCAACGCCACAAGUAUUAGGAGCCAGUGCUCUUCAAGAUACUUCAGAGAACAGCUACAGGAAGCGUUCUACCACGAAUGAGAGUGGAAGUAACGUUAACGAGACCGUCACCGAUCUCGACGCACCUGGUUUCGGAGAAUUGAACGAGCGAGCCUACGCCGCCACGAUCAAAAGUAUGUUCCCGUCACGAGUAAUUCAUGACGGUACGAUGCGCUCUUCGCACCGUUUCGAACGGCGAUUCGUACGAGCUAGCUCAAGUGUCGCAUCGGCUAGACAGCUACCUCUCUAUGCUAGGCAUAAGAUCGCACCAGCCCCGAAUCCACCUGCCUUAUCAGCAACCUCAAACAUUCCAAAUAUCGGCGGUCUUGUUCAAAACAUGAAUGACUUGAGUGCAAGGAGCAAUCUCGAUGCAACUUCCCACGAUUCAUCCACUUGCUCCGGUGACCCACCGGACUCUCUGAUGACUGUCUGGCCAGUAGGAUCUAUGUCUCCGAGAGUUAAGAAACUUUCCUGGGACGACGACGAUAGGACUGUGGAAAGUAUCGACGUAAGAGCAGAAACCAGGCCAGGAAGCACUAAAACUGAGACCGAACGUCUAAAUCUUACCGUUUAUUUUUGAAAUUGAAUUCGAGAUACGAUAUUGCUUUUUCUACACUUCGCAUUGAAAAAAAGUGUGUGUCAUUGUUAAUAUCAUUACAACUUAUUUGAAUAGGAAAAACGUAUUUUUUUUUUCUUCGGAUUGCGAAAGACAAUAAUAUUAUUAUAUCAGAAUCGAAGAUAUUGAUUUUAAUUCGUAUAAAUUGGAAUUAAUAUUGGAUAAAUUGUAAUCAAUAUCUUUGAUUAAUAAUAAGAAUUCAUUCUACGGUCGGGUAAUACAUUGUACGAUCACGUAUCGCUUUAUCUAUAUUCUUGUUUAUUCAUACGAUUAGAUACUGAAGCAUACAUAUUAACACAAAUGGUUUUCAACUCUACGUAAUCGAGACGAUCAUCGAGGUCAGUAGGUCGAUCUUUGCGGACGAUCACUUAUUCAGGAGGUAGACCCGGAUUUUGCGAUAUCAUGAUCGAGCCGAAAUAAAGGGACCAAUCCGUAGUUCGAAAAAAUUUCGGAUAUUGCGGAUAUGUAUA
Messenger RNA from Vespa mandarinia (Asian giant hornet), 3589 nucleotides. It is a transcript of the gene Cad96Cb, whose product is annotated as protocadherin Fat 4-like Cad96Ca. The record is from RefSeq and is a predicted model, not a curated record. Gene Ontology annotation, molecular function: calcium ion binding. Lineage: Eukaryota; Metazoa; Arthropoda; Insecta; Hymenoptera; Vespidae. Gene Ontology annotation, biological process: homophilic cell-cell adhesion. Gene Ontology annotation, cellular component: plasma membrane.